AUGAAUCACUCAAACAUUAGCAAUGGCGGAAGUGGUGGAAGUAGCAAUAACAGCAACAAUAGUGGACAUCACACACCAACCAUGUUUCUCGGCUUGCCCAAGCCCGAGUACAACAUGAACCUGUCAUCAUCAAGAUAUGGAAUAAGCUUUACAAAUAACAAUCAAAGUGUACCCAACAACAAUAAUAACAACAAUAAUGGACAUUCGAAUAAUGGAUCACCACAGAUAUCAAGACAGAAGAGACAUGAUAGCAAUGCAGGACAGCAGCAGCAACAGCAGCAACAGCAACAACAACAUCAUCAUGUUGUAUAUCAAAGGAAUAACAGCAAUAAUAAUAAUAUUAGAGUGGAUCAUGUACCACCUGACGACGCGACAAUAGCCCUGCUAUUCAAGGACCUCAAAUCAUUCCCCUUUCGCAACAGAUUCGAAUCGGUCUCCAACACCGAGGUGGACAUCGAGAACCCGCUGGUAUGGAACGAUGUUGAACUGCCACUUGACGAAGAGGACCUGGAAGCGCAAGCCGACAUCGACGGCUCCCGCCAGUCCCGUCUCGAUCGCAUGUGUCUAAAACUCCCCACCAAGCGCUACGAAGAAGAAUACAACUACCAUCACUUUUACUCCCAAAUCAACUUGCUCAGAUUAACCAACAUCAUUGGAAUAUUCGCAAUAUGUUAUGAUGGCUUCCAGAAUGGAUUGGACGUGCCGAUUGGAUUGUUUGCCAUUAGGAUCGCUUGCUUCUUGAUGCUGCUCAUAUCGAUCACAUUGAGCUUCUUCAAGAACAAGUCAUAUUAUAGACGAUCGUAUACACCAUUGUUCUUGGUGUCAUUCACAGCAUUCUUCCUUACAUUCGUCAUGGAGUUUAUCAAUACUACAUCAACAUUGAUAUUAGUAUUAUAUUGUGUACUGCUACUAUGUCUAUAUGCACUUGGAUGUCUAAUGCUACACUGGCUACUACUUUUCAACACUAUCAUCGUCUCAAUGUUCAUGAUCUAUCUUGGCGUGGACUCUGAUCUCGAUCAACAGAACCUAUACUCCUACACAAUCUACAUCUUCCUAAUAUUCGUCAUGGGUGGAAGUCAUCUUUACAUGUUGGAGAAGUAUAGGAAAGAGAGCUUCAUGUACAGCAAGAAGUUACAGAAGAAGGCAGAGAGCCUGCGCCAGGAGAAGGUGCGAUCAGAUCAGUUGUUGAGCAAUAUAUUGCCAGACUUUGUGAUCAAGAUGAUUAGGGACUUGCCAAUGAGGGGCUCGCCGAAUGAGUUCCCUCCACUGAUAUCAAAGGACUUUUAUGAAUGCACACUACUAUACUGCGAUAUUGUAGACUUUACUAGUCUGGCCUCCAGAGUGGAUGCAGCAUCAUUGGUCAAGCUGCUCAAUCAGGUGUUUACAGAGUUUGACACAGUGGUCGAGAGAAAUCAAUGCGAGAAGAUCAAGACUGAUGGCGACGCAUAUCUGUGCGCGGGCGGACUGACAAUCGACAACGAACAUCACUUCCAAGCCAUUGUGGACAUUGCCUCGACAUUCCUGCGGCUUAACAUCCUUCGCGACAACUGUUUGGGCGUCCAGAUCAAGCUGAGGAUCGGUGUGGCCACCGGUUCAGUGAUAGGCGGCGUGAUUGGAUGCGAGAAGUUCCAGUUUGAUGUCUGGGGCGAGGCCAUCGCCAAGGCUCACACACUGGAGGAGACUGGACAGGCUGGAAAGAUACACAUCAUGCACAGGGACAUUGACAGGAUGAAGAGUGUCCAUGGAUGCAUCGUCGAGGAGAACUACAUUCCAGGAAUCGGCGAGAAGAGCUACCUCAUUACCCCGCCAGCACUCUCCCCUCCCAUGACAUACAUUGACGCGCCCAACAUGCCACCUCCCAUCUCGCCUCGAGGCAACAACAUGGAGCAUGUAGUUUCAUUCGAUGAUGAUUGUCACAUGAAUGGCAAUGACGUGUCCAUGGACACGCUAUCCUCCUCUCUCUCCCUUCAGAAGAACCAUGGCACUGAUGACGACCCCACCCAGCUUCAACAAAACGACAAGCAGAAGACGAAGUCGGGCCUGCUACACACGAUCAAGAGCAAGCUAACAAAGAAGAAGGUGGAUAUAGAGGAGACGGACGUCGUGAUGAAGGAGCUGGCCGAGCUGGACACCAUGUUCAGCGAUCACACACGUCUGCGCCAAUGGCUGGUGUACUUUGGCAACUGGUCGGUCGAGCUAAGCUUCCACCGCUACGUGAUCAACAAGACACUGAUGGAGACGCGCUUCUUUCUGUUCAUUGGCAUGGUCCUGCAUGGAAUGUUUUACUUUGACGACAUACUUCUAGAGUCGGAGCCAGUGCUCAACGCCAAGCUGAUCUACGUGUUCAUGGUCAUUGUGUUUGUCUUGUACCUUGGAGUGUCGUUCACGCCAGCCUUUACCAAUCCGGUGAUCUACCAAUGUCAACUUUGUCUUUGUGUUACAUUCCUCAACCUAUUCGUACUAUUGUUCUUCUUCCUGUUGGCUAACUUUAUCUCUGGAACAUUGAUCGCUCACUUGUAUCCAACAGAUUACUUGAGCUUGACCACAGUACUUGUGAUACAGAUAACGGCAUCAUAUCUGAUGAAGCUAGAGAUGAGGAAGGCAUGGAUAACAAAGUCCAAGAUUAAGUUCAAGGGACUGACACUACAGAAGGAGAGAGAGCGUUCUGCUCAGCUACUUGGUAACAUAUUGCCAAAGACUAUAUUGAAACAAUUGAUGAAGGAGAGUAACAAUAGAGGUGGACCAAUGCCAUUGAUUGCCAACAAUUACAAUAAUGUCGCUGUGAUGUUUAUCAAUAUUGUUGGCUUUGAAGAGUUAGUCAUACCUCAAAGUACAUCAUUGUUAUAUUAUAUGAACUAUAUAUUCACAUUGUUUGAUGGCCUGUCAUCAAAGUAUGGCCUGGAGAAGAUCAAGACCAUUGGCACAACAUAUAUGGUGGUGGCCGGACUCAACCCUGGCGCCAAUGAACAGCCGGCGCCAGGCACCACAUCACACAAUUACAUUGGCAACAUGGCGGACAUGGCACUGAUGGCCAAGGCAUGCGUCAAGCACAUCAACCCCGGCCUGAACGUGCAGGUCGGCAUCAACUAUGGCGGUUGCGUUGCCGGAUGCAUUGGAAACCGUUUCAAGUUUGACGUCUGGGGCGAUAUCAUCAAUACCGCGUCGCGUAUGCAGACGUCGGCACCACCCGGCAAGAUUCAGAUCACUUCAGACUUGGCCACAUUGUUGAUGCGCGAUUUCUUUGUCGAGGAGCGUGGCGUGAUCAAGGUAAAGGGCAAGGGCGAGAUGUGCACCUACUAUGUUAGCGGUCGAAGACAGUCGUUUGAAGGUCGUCUCGAAGUGGACAUGUCAUCCGAGGACCACGUUGGCAUUGAAGUGGACAGCAAUUGUAAGAUUGAUAUUGCUGCCACUCAACAACAACAUCAGUGA
Acytostelium subglobosum LB1 is the source of this 3429-nucleotide messenger RNA. RefSeq lists its product as hypothetical. Gene Ontology annotation, molecular function: adenylate cyclase activity. Gene Ontology annotation, biological process: cyclic nucleotide biosynthetic process; intracellular signal transduction; adenylate cyclase-activating G protein-coupled receptor signaling pathway. Bases 1 to 3429 code for a protein of 1142 amino acids. The record is from RefSeq and is a predicted model, not a curated record. NCBI's taxonomy places the organism in Eukaryota, Evosea, Eumycetozoa, Acytosteliales, Acytosteliaceae. The transcript is spliced from 6 exons.